AUGUCAGAAGCAACUGCUUCCAAUAUCUCGACACACUACUACAAGUUGGGUCAUUUGGGCACAGUAUCAUUCUACAACUACGUUUCAUUCACAGACAACGACCAGUCGCUUCUAGAGCUUGAAUUGCUGAUCAGAUACGCCCAUCCUAACAUCCUUGUCACGUACUACAACAAAAGCUUGUACUACUUCACUUUCGGCCACAAUAAUGUGCCAUUGGAGACUGUCUCCCGAGAUAUAGAGCUCCCAGAUCUAGCCAAAGAUAUCAAUACAGAUGUGGAUCUCAGCAAAGAUGUCACUGGCCCGAAUCCUGGAGCAAACAAUUCGCCUUCAUUGCUAGCCAAUCCGCCGAAAUCUGCUUCUUCUGGCUCCACUCUAGGAGCUGCAGUGGACGAAUACUUACCGUUUGCCAGCUUGAGCCUUCUUAAGUCGAUCAAGAAGAUGAUUCUCUUCAACUUGUCGAAGAAUGGCGCUAUAAAACUCUUUGGAAACUACUGUGUAGUUGCCAGAGAUACUAUAAACAGAUCAAUCUUGUAUCUCGACCCCAUAUUAUUUCCCAACGGAGAUCUUUUGUUGUCGAUGGUGGUGAAGGAAAGAAUCAAUCUCUUGGAUUCCAGCAUAAUAGAUCUCAAGUAUCCUUCGCAAGAUGCUCCAGACAUAAACUUCGUCAUAUACCUCAUUCCUAGUGGAAUACGGUGUCAUCUAUUUGACCCUACCAAUCUCGUGAGGAACUUUGUAAGGAAAAAAAGCGCGGAAAGUGAAAAUCUCAUCGACCUCAUCAAGCUCAGCACUGGGGUAGAAUACUCCUUCAAUUCAGAAGAGGAAAACGUAUGGAUAAAAUUGAUUCCCAACUUGAAACAUUUGAACAACCAGACCUCGACCAUAGCCAAAUUCAUCCAUUCUGUAGACAACAAGAAGUUCAUACUAUGGCCAUGGAAAUUGUGUCUUUUGCAGUUUGGAAAGUUCGAAGAAGUUGAUGAAAUAACGUCGCCGGAUGUUACUUCAUCACAAGUUCAUCCUACGAGCAACCCCUUGGACUUGAUUGGUGAUUUGAUAGACUUCAAUAUUUCUAGCAACCAGCACCACAACUUCGCUCAGCCUUCACAGACACUUCCUUUCAGCAUUUCCAGCGUAGCCUCUACAGGGGGUGAUGCCGGAAUCGGAUCUGUAGAUCCUCACACAACUAUGGAACAACAGCCUCAUACACUUGAUUUGAACGAUAUAACGACACAUAUGGUCCCAGACCUAUUUGAUCUCCAAAAUCCUGUUCCCUCUGAGUUUUUUACAAAGGAAGUACAAGACAUGCCACCGGUUGAUGGUACUGAAGUGAAAGAAGAUACCAACCAGGAUGACGUGGAAAUGGAUGACCUUUUCGGGGGCAGCGAUGACGAAGGAGACGAUAGUCGCAAUGGUCAGAACUCAUCAAAGGAAGAUCUAUUCUCAGAUGCCAUUAAGGAAGAGCCCAAGGAUGCACUUGCUGCUGGUACUCCGGCCGAGUUAGAAAAGAACCAGUUAAACGAUCUUUUUGAUAUCUCUGACAAAGAAGCAGCGCCAGACUCAGGAAAGUAUUCGACUCCUGCAAAGGAACCAAAGUUUAAGUACUUGGAUAUUCCUAAAGACCAAAUGACAAUCAAGAAGCUGUCUUCACCAGAUUAUAACGAUCCAGGUGCUCCUCUUCCUAUAAUGCCUACUCCUAUUAUCCCAGUUGCCAAUUCUGUAUAUUCUACCAAUCCACCGACAGCUGCUGCUAUUGGUACAGAAGGGGUUGGACUUUCAGAUGACCAACUGUCUGGCCCCUACAAUCAACCACAGCCCAAACAAGAAAUAUUCAACCUGGGCAGCCUGGCGCUGCAGAUACAGCAGAAGUCUAUUUUUUCACCGAUUCUAUUCAACCCAAUAAUCAAAAGUAACAUCGAUACCAAGUACGGUAAAGGAGGCAAAUUUUACGUUGAUAAGGAAGCCUCUAUAGGACCAGAAGAAAAGAAGAAGAAAACCUUCAGGGAAACUAGUGUUAGUGGAUACGAGCUUCCACUUACAAAGGAGGAAGACAAACUUCCAAUUACUGCACAAGCAGUGGGACUACGCAAAAUGAAUAAUUCCUCCCUUUCGUUAGCUGAAAGUUCAAUGUCGGCUUCCAGUGAGGAAAGUGACGAAGACGAAGAAAUGCCUGAUGUUAUUUCGAAUUCUCCUCCUUUGAGGUUAAACACAUUCAAUGAUUCAUUUGGUGGAGUUCCUAUGGGUAAUUCAGGUGGAAUUACUUUAAACAACAACCCUAUUAACCUCAGCAACUAUAAUACUGGUGGCUUUGGAUCUCCUAACUCUUCUGUCAUAGGUAGAUUUCCCAACAUUAAAGGGGAAUCUCCUUUUUCCACAGCAGACCUUCAGCAAACAGUAUCUCCAAUAGAUUAUGAACAAUCCAAUAACCAACAUACUCCCCUGUUUCCGACUUCACAAGGUUUGCAAAUCACGCAGUCAGUGAACAAUGGAAGUGGUCGAACAUCAUCAUCUGACGAAUCUCCUGUUAAAGGUAUUCUGGAAUCAUCAAAUUAUUUGCCGCUCAUUUUGAGAAGCAUCAAUGUCUCUACUAUUCCUGAUAUUUAUUUACUAAACAACUUGAUAAGUGAUCAACUUCUUCCAAGUUUCACCAUCAACGACGACGACAACGACAACGAUCUCGAAGUUAUGAGAAACAACGAAAUGUUCAUAAAAGCGAAGCACCUUGACGAAUUUCUAGAGCUUAUUGGACCAAAUUUGGUAUUUGACCUAGGUUUCAAUCAAGGCAGAUCGAAGCUAAGUUACUACAUGGACGAGUUGGUGAAAUCUAAAUUGGAAGAGAACAAAGUCUUCCCCAAUUCAUAUAAGGUUAAUCUUAUUGAAUUUCUUAACGACCAAAAAGACUAUGAGAGCAAAGACGAAUUAGAAGACCAACUAGACUUUCUUGACGAUAUUGCCAACGAUGAUGAUAAUAUACUCAAUCCCAAAUCACAAUAUAAGAAGUUGAAGUCUAUUGAAUGGGAUGCUCUUACAGAAAACACCAAAAAUAAGGAGAACUUUGAAAAGUACAAGUUAAUUGUCAAUAAAUUGAACUCCAGUGUUUCUACUAAGGACGAAGUAUACUUCAAACUUCCAAUAAUAAAGGCAAGGGUGUUGAAGCACAAUAAUAUCCUUAACUUAAACAACUUAGCCAUUAACUUUUGGAAGUAUAUGAACUUCAGUCCUAUAAAAUCGACUAAGCAUUUCCAAGUUUUGCUCAUCAGUGAAAACAAUGGAAACGGAACUUCUUUCUUGAGAGAAUUUUUGGACUUGUUGAUAUAUAACUACAAAGAGUGCAAUUUGGGACAUAUAUCCAAGGUCAAUUUAUCUACAGUAGAAACUAGACCCGAUCUUGAAAAUAUUAAUGAUGGCAUCUUACUUGUGAAUAAAGACAACGACCAAACAUACAACGAUACAUACAGUCAAAUCAACAAGAAGUUGAACUCUUUGGUUGAGUUGAUCAAAUUGGAUUUGAUUAACAAAACCAAUAACUUCGAAUUUGAUCGUCCAUUGCUAUUAUUGUUUGUGAAUUACAAUGACAAUCUUAAUUCGACUUUACAAAUCUCAAAGGUUUUCCGGAAUCUUAAGGUUAGUCUUACCAACCAUCAGUUGCCAUUGGUGCUGAUUUUUACCAAAAUCAUCCCUGGGUCGUUAAUAGUCAAACAAGACCCCUUUCAGAACUGGUUGAAGGUGUUAUCGAACUUCAAGUUAUCAAAAUUGUCUAUGAACCUAUACAACCAAUGUCCAAAUGGUUCUACCAACAAGGACAUAGUGAAAAACACAUUCACGCAAUUAGUGAAAGAACCACCGUCGAGAAUUCAGUUCAAGUUCAUGAGCAAUAAUUUCAAGCACAGUAAUUUCAACGAUGACAUCUUCCUUCAUCUAGCAUACGAGAGAUCUAUCGAUCGUAAUUGGUUUUCAGCUGCCUGGUCUGAUCCGUUGGGGGUAGUCACAUUCACCAAGUCCUGGUAUUGUUCUAACAAAGCCACUAGGAAUGGUUCAGGUGGGUACGGAAGAGAUACACACGAUGUAGCCACUGUUUGUGAGGAGAUUUGGAACAAGUCCAAUGAGCUCUUCAAGAAGUUGAACGAUGAGAUGAACAACGAGUCAAGCACUAUGGGAGGAAAGAAGUUUCUUGUUUUGACCAGAAUUAACAGUAUUAUUCCUGAUGAUGAAUUGAUCCAUUGGAAGAGGUUGAGUGUCAAACAUAAGGAUAUUUCUUUGAUCGUAUUGUCGGUUAGUCACUCUCCUAAGUUGAUUUUUCAAGACAAUCGACCUCGCUUUGAAGAUACAGAAAAUUGUGGCCAACUAGACAAUUUCUUCAAGGUCUUCUCUGGUUCAAAUAACUCUUCUCCUACGACAGGUGGAGCUUUGGUGACUUCGCCCAAUGUUCUCAGUUUCCAUUCACCUCAGCAGUUUCUCAAUGCUCCUGGCAACUUUUUGUCACCACAGGAUUUUGUUUCUACUGCUGGUGGGGCUGGAGCAGGAGCGACGUCAGCACCCCACGGCGGUUCAAAUAACCCAGACCUUAUUCUCCAUGAUUUCGGCACCGACGUAAUUGGGAUCAUUCCCAAAGUUCCUCUUCCUUCGUUCAACUCUCCUACAAGGUUGGGGAUGAAGAUUGGGUAUCUAUUAAAGGAAUGGAUGAAUGGCAGUAGAAGCACAAGCAGACCUCGCAGAUCGUACUUAGUGUACGAAGUUAGUUUGUUGAGUUGCUCCAACUACUGGGACUUGGAUGUGUUGAUGAAGUUGAUUCUCAACCACUACAAGAACUUGAUUGUGUUGAAUGACAUUUUGGGGUUGCGAAAAAUCGACGGAAACAUCUCCAAGAACGAAAGCGAAGACGACUUUGAACAGAGUUUGGAAUUCGAAGCUAGCGGCAUUGUCCCCUGGCACAUUUCUGCAGUUGGCAAGUCUUUAGUGUAUUUGAGCCAUAUCUACGUCGACGAAUAGGUUAGACAGAGCAGCAAGAGUAAUUGACAUGAACGCAUAGAGUAACACGAGAAGAGUAGUACAAUAUAGAUCAAUGAGAUUAGUAAACAAGUAACAUCAC
This is a messenger RNA of Scheffersomyces stipitis CBS 6054, 5083 nucleotides long. RefSeq names its product Srb9p (gene SRB9). Gene Ontology annotation, cellular component: mediator complex. The transcript is spliced from 6 exons. Gene Ontology annotation, biological process: regulation of transcription by RNA polymerase II. Lineage: Eukaryota; Fungi; Ascomycota; Pichiomycetes; Serinales; Debaryomycetaceae. Gene Ontology annotation, molecular function: transcription coregulator activity. Bases 1 to 4983 code for a protein of 1660 amino acids. The record is from RefSeq and is a predicted model, not a curated record.